AUGGACUCCGACGUAAAGUUAAGGGACGAAAAAGGGUAUUUUGCCAUUUGUAAAAUGAGAAUAAGGGGUAUUGAUGGAAAAGGACAGUGGAGGAUAGUUCAAGGUCAUAAGUCUUUAUGGUUAGAUGUGUUAAAGGCCAGUUACGGCAAUUUGUGUUUGCAAAUUAUUUAUGAUGGAGAUUCUUUCAAGCUUGCUUCUUCUUCUUUUUGGUGGAGAGAUAUUUUAAAGGUUAGUAUUGUGUCUUCUAAUCCUUUAAAUAUUGAUCCCAUUGUUUCGAAUUGCAAUUUCAUUGUUGGAAAUGGUUUUAAUACCCCUUUUUGGGAGUCUUGUUGGUGGAAUAAUUGUAUUUUAAAGGAGGCUUUUCCAGAUCUUUUUUUGGCUUCUUCUUUAAAAAAAGUUUCGGUAGCGGUUGUGGGAGAGUGGAAUAAUGGGUGUUGGAAAUGGGAGGAUCUUGGUAUUUCGGUUGUGGGAAGGGAUGCAAUCUUUUUGAAUUCUUUUUCGGUGUUGAAAGAUAGUUUGGACUCUUUCGGUGGCUUAAAUAAUUCGAAGGAUUAUGCGGUUUGGUUGUUGGAUUUGGAGAAAGGAUAUACGGUUGCUUCUUGUUAUGGUUUGUAUGCUUCUAGGCGUAUCCCUUACGGUCCUCCGAUCAAGGGGGAUGAGGCCUUCAAUUUGAUUUGGAAAGCGGAUGUUCCGUUUAAGAUUAAAGCGUUUGUUUGGAGGCUCUUUUUGAAUAGGUUACCUACUAAAGAUUUAUUGGUGUAUAGAGGUAUUGCUAUUACUCAUUCUAAUUUAAAUUGUACUUUUUGUGAAGCUCAUGUGGAAGAGGCGGAUCAUUUGUUUUCUAAAUGCUUUGUGAUUAAGUUGGUUUGGAAAGAAAUUGCUUCGUGGGUGGGUUUUACGGGUUGGGAGGAGGAAGAAUGUGUUCCUUUUUUUGUGAAAUGGCAUUCUUUGAGCCGAGGUAAAAAGAUUAAAAGCGGCAAACUGGGGGUGUUAUGGUUAGCCAUACUUGGAUAA
Vicia villosa (hairy vetch) is the source of this 1014-nucleotide messenger RNA. RefSeq lists its product as uncharacterized. Bases 1 to 1014 code for a protein of 337 amino acids. The record is from RefSeq and is a predicted model, not a curated record. The transcript has 2 exons. NCBI's taxonomy places the organism in Eukaryota, Viridiplantae, Streptophyta, Magnoliopsida, Fabales, Fabaceae.